AUGUCAAAAUCCGAUAUCUGGGUAGCUGAAAUAGAAUCCACAAGUUUUGACAAAACAGAAGUUUUACCUACAAAUAAGGACUAUGAUAAUAUAUCAGUACCAAUUCUUUUGACAAAUAGUUCAACAGUACCAUCUAGUCAUUUUGUUAAGUUAACUCCACCACCCGGAUUUGGAAGAUCUAAGAUGAAAUAUGACUAUGGUAAAGCCAUGGCACUUUCCAUCUUAUUUUAUGACGCUCAGAGAUCUGGCAAACUACCUGGUAACAACCCCAUCCCAUGGAGAGGGGAUUCUGCAAUGGGUGAUAACGGGGAUGGACACGACAUAAAAGGAGGCUGGUAUGAUGCUGGAGAUCAUGUCAAAUUCAACCUUCCGAUGGCAACAUCAGCUCAUGUUCUAGGAUGGGGGUUAGAGAAAUUCAAAGAUGCCUAUGAACGUGCAGGAAAACUGGACGAAAUGUAUGAUUGUUUAAGAACACCACUUGACUAUUUCCUGAAAUGUUGGGUUCCAAGCCAGCAAACCUACUGGGUGCAGGUAGGUGAUGGUGGAUUAGACCACCGUUCCUGGGGGAGAGCAGAGGACAUGCACAUGGGCAGACCAGCUUAUAAAAUUUAUCCCGAGGCACCAGGCAGUGACGUUGCAGGAAGUACAGUUGCAGCACUCGCUAUCGGAUCAGUUGUUUUCAAAGAAAAUGAUGCCAGUUACAGUGAUACACUACUGGUAGCGGCUAAAUCCUUGUACGAGUUUGCAAAAGCAAAUCCUGGUAUAUAUUCCAACAGCGUUCCUCAAGCAAAGGCUUUUUAUAACUCCUCUGGAUAUACCGAUGAAAUGUGUGAAGCUGCAGCUGAACUGUACAAAGCCACAAAAGAUCAGCAGUAUUUGAUAGACGCAAAGUUUUUCUACGACCCUACAUUGGCCUGGGGUUAUUUUUGGGAUGACAAACAACCAGGUUGUCAGCUUCUACUCUGGGAAUUAACUGAAGAAGUGAAAUAUAAAACUAACAUAGAAACAUUCAUUGCGUCAUACGCCCCUGGUGGCUCUGUACCUAUGACACCAUGUGAAUUGACUUACAGGAGUAAAUGGGGAUCAAACAGAUAUGCUGCUAAUGCUGCUUUUAUUGCCGUGAUUGCUGUUGCCGACGGAAUAGGAGGAGAUAAGUUCUUAAAUUAUGCCUUGUCACAAAUAAACUACAUCUUAGGGGACAAUAAUAAACAUUUCAGUUAUGUAAUCGGAUUUGGAAAUUAUUAUCCGAAGAGGCCUCACCACAGAGGAGCCGCAUGUAAGCCAGGCUGGUGUGCUGCCUCGUGGCAAGAUAGUCCAAAUAUUUUGUACGGCGGAGUUGUGGGUGGACCCGGUCCGAAUGACGAUUAUCAAGACAAUCGAGAAGAUUACGUCAAAAAUGAAGUAGCGUGUGAUUAUAAUGCUGGUUUCCAAACUGCAUGUGCAGGUCUCUACCACUUCGCAAUCAAUAACCAGCUGCCUCCAUCCCCACCUGCGAAAUGUUGAUUUUCGGAUACUGACCUUUGAAACUGAAGACUUACAACAGAUUACUGUUAUGAUGAAUUUAAGUAGUUGAUCAGAAUA
This is a messenger RNA of Mytilus trossulus (common blue mussel), 1581 nucleotides long. Its product is annotated as endoglucanase E-4-like. Bases 1 to 1503 code for a protein of 500 amino acids. The transcript is spliced from 11 exons. The record is from RefSeq and is a predicted model, not a curated record. Gene Ontology annotation, molecular function: hydrolase activity, hydrolyzing O-glycosyl compounds. Lineage: Eukaryota; Metazoa; Mollusca; Bivalvia; Mytilida; Mytilidae. Gene Ontology annotation, biological process: carbohydrate metabolic process.